GGCAGACGUUUGCGUCAGCAUCCAUGACCUCCUUUUUUCUGGGUAUUUUUUCUGGGCAGACGUUGGCAGGCGGCGCCAUAUUGAAAGCAGAGAAUUGUCGGAGAAAACGGCUGAAAGCUUAAAUUAAACACGAUGCUGUACCUGGAGGACUACCUGGAGAUGAUCGAGCAGCUACCCAUGGAUCUCCGCGACAGGUUUACGGAAAUGAGGGAGAUGGACCUGCAGGUUCAGAAUGCCACGGAUCAGCUGGAGCAGAAGGUCAUUGAGUUCUUUGUAAACGCCAAGAAGAACAAACCAGAGUGGAGGGAGGAGCAGAUGGAGGUCAUUAAAAAGGAUUACUACAAAGCUCUGGAAGAUGCAGAUGAGAAAGUCCAGCUGGCCAAUCAGAUCUAUGACCUGGUGGAUCGACACCUGCGUAAACUGGACCAGGAACUGGCCAAGUUCAAGAUGGAGCUGGAGGCUGACAACGCCGGCAUCACUGAGAUCCUUGAGAGACGAUCGUUGGAGAUGGACAGCCCGUCUCAGCCUGUCAACAACCACCACGUUCACUCACACGCCGCCACAGAGAAGAGAAAAUAUAGCGCUCCGAGCCACCACACCACAGAACAUGUUCCAGAGAAGAAGUUCAAGUCUGAAGCUCUGCUGUCCACGCUCACAUCAGAUGCCUCCAAAGAGAACACGCCAGGCUGCCGUACCAACAGCACGUCCUCGUCUACCAACAAUGCGUACAGCGUCAACUCCUCCCAGCCUAUGGCCUACAACCUGAGCUCGCUGUCUUCAGGGCCCGGAGCUGGAGCUGGAGCCGGCGCCAUCACCAUGGCUGCUGCCCAGGCGGUACAGGCCACAGCUCAGAUGAAGGAGGGCCGGCGGACAUCCAGCCUCAAAGCAAGCUAUGAGGCCAUCAAAAACAACGACUUCCAGCUGGGCAGGGACUUUGCUCUGUCCCGGGACAGUACUGCCGGAUACUCCUCCUCCGCCCUCGCCUCCACCCUCACCCAGACCCUCACCCCCAGCACCACCUCCGACUCUCGAGGACGCAAGUCCAAGAGCAGCAUUAAGUCUUCCAACCAUCAGUCGUCUUCGUCAUCGUCCUCCUCCUCACUGUCGUCCUGUUCUUCGUCAUCGGCGCUCGCUCAGGAGCUCUCCCAGCAGGCAUCAGUGCUGCCCGAAGCCGAGGCCAACAAUCAGGUGGACUGGACCUACGACCCCAACGAGCCCCGAUACUGCAUCUGUAACCAGGUUUCUUAUGGAGAGAUGGUCGGCUGUGACAACACAGAUUGUCCGAUUGAGUGGUUCCACUACGGCUGCGUUGGGCUGACGGAGGCUCCGAAGGGGAAGUGGUACUGCCCUCAGUGCACAGCGGCCAUGAAGAGGAGGGGCAGCCGCCACAAAUAGACACACCGCCUUGUAACCGACAUUCGAGGCGGCUGAGGUCAGAGGUCACCAACAGCAAACUGCUGAUCAUCGGACACUGAGGAUUUAAAGCCGUGUGGAGGAAGUGAUGUCAGCUCUGAGAGAAAUAAAACCUGGGUUCACUCUAAGCCUAAAAAAACCACAGUCUCUGCCACUAAAGUCAAGAUUAAUGCUCACAUCGUGACUCCACAUUUAAACUGUCAUUUUAAUCCCCAAAACUAGUCUUUGUUAUUCAGACUCAGUGCAGUUAAUCCUGACAUUUUAAACUAGUCAGAAUAAUUAAUGAGUCUUUCUGUCAGAGCACAGAUACUAACCCAGGUUUUAUAGUUGGUUAAUCUGGGAUUAUACUUGGAAUAGCUGAGUUUGUAAACCAGGUCUUUUUGUCUCCUUCCAUUAUAUGCAGAUUUUUCCCAGAGCUGAAAUUAUUUCCCAUGAGGCCAUGCUCCCCUCUCACUCAUUUAAAACUACAAACAGGAUGGGUUGUUGGACUACAACUGUGGAUGCCUGUUGGAGCCAAAUUAGAUGAGUCUCAUUUGACCUCCAUAGAAAGCCAGAAUGUAUUGUUUGUGAGUGUGUGUCUGUGUGUGUUGGUUUGUGUUGUGUUGGUUUGCGUGCGUGUGUGUGUGUGUUGGUUUGUGUCGUGUGACAUGUUAAAAUGAAGAGUCCAAUAAAGCGAUGUUUUGGUAAAUCA
Messenger RNA from Oreochromis niloticus (Nile tilapia), 2104 nucleotides. RefSeq names its product inhibitor of growth family, member 3 (gene ing3). NCBI's taxonomy places the organism in Eukaryota, Metazoa, Chordata, Actinopteri, Cichliformes, Cichlidae. The record is from RefSeq and is a predicted model, not a curated record. Bases 133 to 1395 code for a protein of 420 amino acids. Gene Ontology annotation, cellular component: NuA4 histone acetyltransferase complex. The transcript is spliced from 12 exons.